Messenger RNA from Lachancea nothofagi CBS 11611, 1209 nucleotides. The record is from the annotation of a GenBank genome assembly. Lineage: Eukaryota; Fungi; Ascomycota; Saccharomycetes; Saccharomycetales; Saccharomycetaceae.
AUGCUUUUUGCAGCUGGGUUCGGAGCGUAUGACAGCGACUGGAGCAAGGUUGAACGACGUUUCGGAAAGAGAAUAUAUAUUGACAGAGAAAAAGUCCGUGAGAGUCGGCCCCAAAAUCCAGCGUCUAAGGGCCCAUCCUUCAACACCAAAAGUUCUCAGCCAAUAACUCUUAUUUUACAAGACAUGUCCAGCGGCACCGGAAUCAUGACUCUGCCAGCCAUGGCCUGCAGCGCUGAACACCAUCACUUAGAAGACCGUCCUGCCGGCUCCACUACCGUAUCGCUACCAACGACGGCAUCGGUCUCUGCAAAGCUUGAGGCGCACUCGCCGCCCAAGAUCAAGCCCGAAGCAAGCGCAACACCAGUAGCUUUGACACCAGCAUCAUCCUCUACCCCAUCAGGCUCGAUUUCCUGUCGCAGAGCGAGAAAUUUUUGGUCUGUGCACGAGGACACUGUGUUGGUAUCUAUCAUUAUCGACAACACAACGUUCCUGAGAGGGCCAGCUAACACUAGACCGCGCAGUCGAUUCUGGCUCCAUAUCAGCUUCGAACUGAAAGUCAGACAUGGUCUGAGUCGUAACAAGCGCCAAUGUCGUGAUCGCUUCAACCUUCUGUUUUGGAAGGCUGUCCGAGACCACAGAUCUAAUCGCAAGGACCUAAAGAAACUAGAUUCUCUGCUGGCACAGUGCUUAACGCUACUAUACAUUGACAAAAACAAUGUUAUCAUGCUUAAGGAAAACAGAACGUCGCAUGGCCUAGUGGGGGGCACGGCUACGAAUUCAGCAACCUCACCUCUGGCGCAAAUUGCCAACGAAGAAACAGGCCUGCAUAGCCCAGCGCGCUCUGAGUUGAGUCCCACAAUGUCAUCCUACAGUUCCACGAGCGAGAGCCACGAUUCAAACUACGAAACGCUCGCGGAGAUGGCUUCCGCACUUAAACAACAGGUUAACACAUUGACUCAACGAGUCGAGGAUCUAUGCGGUGUCAUAGCAAUGGAGAGGUCGAGGAUCGACUUCCUAGUAUCCUCGAGAUCCACAAGGCUUGAUACUCCAACUACGAUAUAUCAACAGCCGAUGAGACUUUCGCAGGACCCAAUAUUCCUUAAUGACAGCACAAAUUCGUUACAGUGCGGGAUCAGUAACGGCUACGUUACAACAUCUCAAUAUAUGGCAGGUCCCUCUUUUUCAGACAACAACAAUAACACCUGUUGA